GAAAGUUCCUUUAGAAUGCCAGGAAGCUUGCAAACAGGGAAAAGAGGAGGAAAAGACUCAAAAGAAGGAAGCCACCUGCUUUUCGGAGAUUUUCUGCCUCCUUUUGCCAAGAUGCAUCCCCUCUUCUGUGCCAUCUUCGUGUCUCUGAUCAUGAAUGAGCUUAGUGGCAGUGGCAAUGGCCCUCUAAUGACAGCUGCUCAUUUCCAUGGAACUACCGUGAAAUGGGUUCAGUUUGAAGGGUCUGUUCCGAGUGGAGCAGUGUCAUUCUGGAAUAGCUAUCACCACUCUAGACGGUGGGAAUAUCCUUGCAGGGUCAGUAACUGUGCAGCUGGUUACUAUAGUCCAUCUCGUGGUCCUUUUUGUUACUAUCCCUACGGCGAUCGAGAACGAGGCAUCUCUCCCUUCUGGGUGUUGGUGAACGAACAUGACUUUGAAUCUUUGAAAUGGGAAUGGGAUUCCUAUGGUGGUGUUCCACGAAAUUCAAUCAGUACCUGUCCAGGUGUGGAACUCUAUGUGGGGAGAAAUAAAUUUGGCUUGGGAAAGGUAGAUCCCGCAAACACUGCUUUCUUUCUUGGGUACGCUGGUAAAGAAUACUGGUAUAAAGAAUAUGAGGUCCUCACCAUUAAUAAAGAUUAUCAAUCUCAAGAGAUCAACAAUGUCAGAUACAAGAAAGAGCAGGGGACAUACAGCAGCCAUGACAUAACCUUGCUUACCACCAAAGUCAACAAUCAUCACUGUAAAUCUGUUCAGAAAACCACCGCCUUAUCAAAAACAGUAUCCUUUGAACAUCGCUGGGACAUUGGAAUUUCUCUUUCAGAGACUGUAAGCUGUAGCAUAACAGUGGGAAUACCAAAAGUCAUUGGGACAUCAUGGGGUUUUUCAUCAGAGAAAACCUACAGCUGGAAUAAAGGUUUCACACAGAGUGAAUCGGUCACAUAUACUGAAACUGUAGAGGUUAACAUCCCACCUAACCACAGUUGUGAAGUAGCAAUGGAAGGCACAACAAUGAAGGCCAAUAUUCCCUUUACAGCCAGUGUAACUCGUUACUACCAUAAUGGAGAGAGACGAAGUGCCACCGUCUCUGGGGUCAGCAAAAAUGUCGUUGUGGCACAAGUGCACACAGAAAUUAAGCGGUGCCAACCCAUCCCAGAUGCAGAGCCAUGUCUUUCAUAGGUCAGUGGCACAUAUUCAUAACCCUCUAUGCUAUUUGCAAACCAUUCUUUAUCCUGCAGCAGAAACCAAGAAGAAAAAAAACAAUUUUUCUGGGUAACAUGAAGAACAGCAAUAGGGGUGAGGGCUAAGCUUUGAUAUACGAGAACAUAAUCCACCCGACAGAGCAAACUGGAAUUUUUCCUUGGUUCCAUCAUAUUAUAACAUAAACAUGCUUCCUGAUCCUGAAUAAAAUUACUUGGAAAUAAAUGUCAGUUAUAUCAAUGAGA
Molecule: messenger RNA, 1439 nt
Organism: Anolis sagrei ordinatus
Lineage: Eukaryota; Metazoa; Chordata; Lepidosauria; Squamata; Anolidae
Product: natterin-1-like
Source: RefSeq, a predicted model, not a curated record